Messenger RNA from Monosiga brevicollis MX1, 1587 nucleotides. RefSeq lists its product as uncharacterized. Gene Ontology annotation, biological process: mRNA export from nucleus. Gene Ontology annotation, cellular component: cytoplasm; nucleus; transcription export complex 2. The record is from RefSeq and is a predicted model, not a curated record. Bases 1 to 1587 code for a protein of 528 amino acids. The transcript is spliced from 12 exons. Lineage: Eukaryota; Choanoflagellata; Craspedida; Salpingoecidae.
AUGGCGGCGGGCAACAAGAAGAAUGAUCUGGAGGCGCAGCUCAAGUCACUGCAGCGAGAGCUGCAGGCGGAUCGGAGACAGCAGGCGGCCGCAAAGCGAGCAGACAGCCAUGCGCCAGUUUGUGGACGCUGCACCACCAUGUGUCCUGCCGAAGAGAUGCUACGGCGCCAGCUGCAGCAUCGGCUUCAUCCAUUGGAAGUCUGUCCAUCUCACAAGGGGAGGGAGCCUCGCGCUGACCCUGCCCGGACUGUCAAGGAGUACAGUCGACCCGCAGCCGCCCACGAUCGCCUGAACGAUCGGCGUGCCUUUACCGCUGCCUAUCCCUUUUUGGUUGAUCGCUUUCGAGCCGUGCGUCAAGACCUCAUGAUCCAGCGCCUUCUUCUAAGCGAUGCCAUUCCGAUUUUGGAGAUUAACAUUCGCGUUCUUCUGGCCGCUUCAGUCCUGUAUUGUUAUACGUUGCUGCUUCCGCUGUACACACGACGGCGCGAGAAGCUGGGCUUGCCCGAUGUCACACCCCUGUCCCCGCGCAAGGUGGUGGCUGCCCCACACGCCAACUCCCCGGCCUUGAUGGCCGAGGCAUUUCACCAAGCUGCGUGGAUUCUCCUCGCUCAUGAUCAACCCGUAGCUAUUAACAAAGCCUUGCUGCUCCAUGCCAGCGUGCGGCAGCAACCCUUCUUCCAGUCUGCCCGGCAGCUCCUGCGAGCUUGGUCGCUGCACAACUACGUGGCCGCCAGUCGCGUUUUAAAAACGCUGCAUCCCCUUUUGCAAGGGGCGGCCAUGUCAGGCGUAGAGCAACUGCGCCUUCACACAAUAGGGAUUCUUGCCCAUGCCUACGGCAGCCCCAAUGUUAAGCUGCCUGUUGCCACCAUCGCCGAGUGGCUCUGCCAUAGCCCUGGAGAAACAUUGACUGCCAUGCUUGAGGCACAUGGAUUUACCUCGGAAAUGCAUGGCAGCGUCUUCACAAUUCGCAAGCAAAAUUACAAGGAUGAAGUGACCCAGGUUCCGGCACCAGAUCAUGCAACAUUGGAGCGACUGGCAACCACAUGUGCCCACAUGGACGGCGUGCGCACAGUGACAGGCGUGGUGGGGAAGCGUCUGAACUUGAUCGAGGUUGACCCCAAGCCACUUGCCCCGUGGGAAAAAAACAGGGACAAGGCCAGCCCCUCUGACAACGAGACAAUCUUGCAAGAUUCUUGGGGCUACUUGUGUCGCAUCACGCCAGUCCAACAGUGUUGGACGGCCGCUCAGCAGCUGGUACAAGCGUUCUGCUGUGGCUCAGAUGCGAUCAAGGAAACGCGACGUCGACUGCUUCUGCAAUUUGCACAGACCAGCUUCAAAUCGGCGCCUAGUAUGACCACAGAUGAGAUUCGCACGCUUGCAAUCUUGGUCACGGCCCUAUACUUGUGGGCCCGAAACCCAGCUGGCGAUCGAAUCGGGGCUUUGCAUAAACCCAUUUUCGAUCUUUUAUUUCUCCUUCGAGGUCGCACCGGAGCAGUGCCCCGAAGUCAACAGCUUCCUCUUCCCGAAUGGCAUAGCUUCCUAGCCACGGGCCCUGGUCUGGCUGCUUGGCAAAAACUCCAGCAAUGA